CUUACUAAUAUGAAGAGAGAAAUGUGUCAGUAUUUUCUUGACGUUUUUAAAUUAUAUUUAAAAUGGUGCUUCUAAGCUGUUUCAUGUGUAUCUUUCUUCCAAUGUGUAGUUUACUAGUGAUUUGCUUUAUAGUCAUCUGUAAAUGGGUCAACGGAUAUUGGAUUCGCAAGGGUGUUACCACGUUAAAGCCAAGAUUAUUUUUUGGAAACGCAAUAGACGUAGUUUUACAAAGAAAAUGCUUGAGUGACAGUGUAAAAGACUUCCACAACUCAUUGAAGGAAAAAGGACAACCUUAUGGCGGGUACUACUUCUUAAUGCGACCUGUUCUUGUUGUAACCGAUUUAGAGCUUAUUAAACGCAUUUUGAUUACGGACUUUGAGCACUUUGUCGAUCACCCCGCAUAUAUCAAUGAUGAUGAGCCGUUAAGUAACCAUAUAUUUUCCCUGAAGGGUGACAGAUGGAAGCAGUUAAGGGCGAAGUUAACACCUGCGUUCACCUCCUCCAAAUUAAAAAUGAUGUUGGGCUUGUUUUUGAAAUGUUGUAAAGAUCUGGAGGUGGAGAUGGAUAAAAAAAUUAUCAAAGAUGACGUUGUUGAUAUAGGGAGCGCAAUGGAAAAGCUUAUUAUGGACAUAAUAGGCUCUUGUGCAUUCGGGUUGGAAUGUAACAGCUUUAAAAGCACCUCAAGUGAUUUCCAUAAGUAUGGAUCUAGAUUUUUUCAUGAACCAUCACUCAAGGGAUCUGUAAUGCAUAUUCUGUCACUCGUCGUGCCGGAGAUUUUCAAAUAUAUAAAUGUUCGCGUUCUUGACGCGGAAAUGACUGACUUUUUUACCAAUCUUGUCAAUGAUAUGGUCAAAUAUCGAGAAGAAAAUAAUAUUAUUCGUAAAGACUUAAUGCAUUUGUUAUUACAAUUAAAAAAUGAUGGAAAAGUGUGCGAGGAAGAAGUAGGGGACAUAAAGGGUGAGCUCGGGGAGGCAGGCAACGUACCGUUGACAAGCACUGAGCUUGUGUCGCAGUGUUUUGUGUUUUUUAUUGCUGGUGUUGAAACGACGGCAUUUGCAUUAACUAUUUUAAUGUACGAAUUAUCCACCAACCAGAAAAUACAAGAUAAGGUUAGAGAAGAAAUCAUCGCCGUAUUAAAAAAGAAUAGAGGAAGAAUUACGUAUGAAGCAAUAUUGGAGAUGAAGUACUUGCACAAAUGUAUCUGCGAGUCUCUAAGGAAGUAUCCACCAGCGGGUGUGCAAACUAGAGUUUGCACAAAGAAGUACAGGAUACCAGAUACCGAAGUGAUACUCAGUGAAGGAACACCAGUAUUUAUAUCAACUCAGGGAAUACAGUGCGAUUCCUCCUACUACCCUAACCCUGAACAGUUUGAUCCUGAAAGAUUCGACCUAGACCAAAAAUCUUCACUACCUUCCUGUGCAUGGUUUCCAUUCGGUGCUGGACCACGGUGGUGUAUAGGAAAUCAAUUCGGAUUGAUGCAAAUGAAAGUUGGAAUGAUAACCUUACUGAGACGCUACAAAUUCGAUUUGCAUCCAUCCACAAAGAUACCAAUUAGUUUCGACCCUAAAACGUACCUCUUGAACACAGCAUCACCCAUAUUUCUAUCCAUGAAAAAAAUCUAGGUGUCCUCUACAAUAGAAAAGACACACCUCCCCAUGAGGCCUGAGGGAUUGUAAACUUGUUCUGUUUUCUUAAUGUACGCAACUGUUAAGGGAAAAUUAUUAUGUCCGCUUAACAGGACGUUUA
This is a messenger RNA of Photinus pyralis (common eastern firefly), 1746 nucleotides long. RefSeq names its product probable cytochrome P450 6a23. Lineage: Eukaryota; Metazoa; Arthropoda; Insecta; Coleoptera; Lampyridae. The transcript has 3 exons. The coding region runs from base 63 to 1622 and encodes 519 amino acids. Gene Ontology annotation, molecular function: heme binding; iron ion binding; oxidoreductase activity, acting on paired donors, with incorporation or reduction of molecular oxygen. The record is from RefSeq and is a predicted model, not a curated record.